CCAAAAGAGAGGAAAAAGAAAAAAGCAAGAAAAGAAAUCGAGAGGCGAACAGAAGAAGAAGGAAUCCCCGCUGCUGCCGAACGCGUCUCAGAUCGGAACGCUCGGUUAGGUUCCUUACGCGAUCGAAUGCGUCGGUGCAGGAGGCGCGGGUCCACGAUUUGCCCGAGCUAGGUUUUGAUCUUUCUCGGCCGGAUCCAGUUCAUCCGUGUUGCUAUGCAAGCCAUCGUUUGGAGAUUUAUAAACUACUAAGCUUGACCGGUAGUACACAAUCGACGCCAUGGCACCUGCAAGCAAGAGUGAUAGGAAGGCGCCGUUAGAUGCAGCUGCUUGGAUGUUCAAUAUUCUAACAUCUGUUGGAGUUAUCAUGGUCAACAAGGCCUUAAUGGCUACUCAUCAAUUCAGUUUCGCUACAACAUUAACUGGUCUGCACUUUGUCGCAACCACACUCAUGACUAUUGUAUUUAAGUGGCUGGGAUACAUUCAAACCUCUCAUUUACCUUUAUCUGAGCUUAUAAAAUAUGUAUUUUUUGCAAACUUAUCAAUCGUCGGGAUGAAUGUUAGUCUGAUGUGGAAUUCCGUCGGAUUUUAUCAGAUUGCGAAGCUGAGUAUGAUCCCAGUAUCAUGUCUUCUUGAGGUUGUGUUUGAUAAGAUUCGUUAUUCUAGGGCAACAAAGCUCAGCAUAGUGGUGGUUCUUGUUGGAGUUGCUAUAUGCACAGUUACUGAUGUGAGCGUGAAUUCUAGAGGGCUCAUAGCUGCGACCAUAGCAGUUUGGAGCACUUCUUUGCAACAAUAUUAUGUGCAUUCUCUUCAAAAGAAAUACUCUCUCGGAUCGUUCAACCUCAUCGGGCAUACUGCUCCAGCUCAGGCGAUGUCGCUGUUGAUGUUAGGGCCUUUUGUUGAUUAUUGGUUAACAAGCAAAAGGGUGGAUGCAUUUGAUUACAACGUAACCGUAGUGUUCUUCAUCUUUCUGUCAUGCAUCAUUGCUGUAGGGACCAACCUUAGCCAGUUCAUCUGCAUCGGACGAUUCACAGCAGUGUCAUUUCAGGUCCUUGGGCACAUGAAGACGAUCCUCGUCUUAGUUUUGGGAUUCUUCUUAUUUGGAAGGGAGGGUCUCAAUUUACAGGUAAUCUUCGGAAUGAUCUUAGCAGUAAUAGGUAUGUUGUGGUACGGAAAUGCAUCGUCGAAACCAGGGGGGAAAGAGCGAUGGAGUUACUCAUUGCCCAUCGACAAAUCUCAGAAGCACGGACUGCUCUCAGAAUCAGGAGAACACGAUGGCAAAGUUUGAUCUAUUUUUCUUCCAUCAUCCCACAUGUUGAAUCCUAAGCUGAGAGCAGUCUUUGGCACAUGCAGUAGAACCGAAAAGAAGUUGCUGGGGGUUUCCUUCUUCACCUUUGUAUUGUUUUAGGAUUCCCUCAGGUUAUGCUGACUGAGGCACUACAAUUUUUCAUUCUUUUCUAUGGAAUUCUUUCUUCCUGACACGUUUAUUAUUUAUAUUAGAGGAGAAAAAUUCUCCAUCCCGUUUUAUU
Musa acuminata subsp. malaccensis (wild Malaysian banana) is the source of this 1526-nucleotide messenger RNA. Its product is annotated as UDP-rhamnose/UDP-galactose transporter 5. Gene Ontology annotation, molecular function: UDP-galactose transmembrane transporter activity; antiporter activity. NCBI's taxonomy places the organism in Eukaryota, Viridiplantae, Streptophyta, Magnoliopsida, Zingiberales, Musaceae. The record is from RefSeq and is a predicted model, not a curated record. Gene Ontology annotation, cellular component: Golgi apparatus.